Molecule: messenger RNA, 1432 nt
Organism: Eutrema salsugineum
Lineage: Eukaryota; Viridiplantae; Streptophyta; Magnoliopsida; Brassicales; Brassicaceae
Product: protein WHAT'S THIS FACTOR 1
Exons: 1
Coding region: 1-1161 (386 amino acids)
Molecular function (GO): RNA binding
Source: RefSeq, a predicted model, not a curated record
AUGCUCUCUAUCAGCCGCCAUGCCAAAACCCUUAAAACCCUAGCUUCUUCCUGCACCCAGAAACGGACUUAUGUUGAUGUGUACAUGAAAUGGAAAAAAGAUCAUUACUUUGACAACAUCGAACACAUUCUCCGAUCUUCGCAGCUCAAAUCCGUCCUCGCUCUCAAGAACUGUAUCGUCCAGGAUCCUAAUCGAUGCAUUCCGAUAUCUUCCGUCUCCAAGAAGAUGCUUCAAUUCGAUGUAUCCACCAAAAUCGCCAAAUUCUUAAGGCAGUUUCCUUCAAUCUUCGAGGAGUUCGUUGGUCCGGAUUACAAUCUCCCCUGGUUUAAAUUGACACCAGAAGCUGCAGAGCUCGACAGGGAAGAGAGACUCGUUUACCAAAACUCCGCCGAGGAUUUGCGUCACAGGUUGAGGAAAUUGAUUCUGAUGAGUAAAGACAAUGUUUUGCCGCUGAGUAUUGUUCAAGGCAUGAAAUGGUAUCUGGGUUUGCCUGAUGAUUACCUUCAGUUUCCAGAGAUGAAUCUUGAUUCUUCGUUUAGGUUUGUGGAUAUGGAAGAUGGAGUUAAGGGUUUAGCAGUAAACUGUUUUGAUGGAGAAAAAAAGGUUUUGUCUGUGUUGCAGAAGAAUGCAAUGAAGAAGAGAGGAGGAGACUAUUCAGCGAUUGAGUUUCCUCUGUUUCCAUCAAAAGGUUGUAGAUUGAGAGUCAAGAUUGAAGAUUGGUUAAAAGAGUUUCAACAGCUUCCUUACGUAUCACCAUAUGAUGAUUAUUCUCGUUUGGAUCCAAGUAGUGAUGUAGCAGAGAAGAGAGUUGUUGGGUUUCUUCAUGAAUUGCUUUGCCUCUUUGUUGAUCAUUCCGCAGAGAGGAAGAAGCUGUUAUGCCUCAAGAAGCAUUUUGGAUUGCCGCAAAAGGUUCACAAGGCCUUUGAGAGACAUCCACAGAUCUUUUACUUGUCUAUGAAGAACAAAACCUGUACAGCUAUUCUAAGAGAGCCUUAUAGAGACAAAACCAGUGUAGAAACCCAUCCUGUGUUAGCAGUAAGGAAGAAAUACAUCCAAUUGAUGAAGAACUCAGAGUUGAUUCUCAAGAGUAGAAGGAGUAGUUACGAGUUUUCAAAUGAAGGUAUUGUAGAGAAAGAUUUGGAUUUGGAUUUUGAAGGCUAAUGCAGAAGAUUAUUAUACACAAUACAAACCUUCUUCAGUUUGUUCCUUGGAAGAAUUGGCUUAUAUUUCCUUCAAAAGAAGUAUAUUGAGACAUAGUUUGUAACACCCAUCUUUAUUGAUCAAAUACAUUAUCAACGUAUUUGUUUCAGACCAGUCAAACCACUCAUAGUAUUACAAGGACUGUAAAUGCAAGAAUCUUGCUAUAUAUAUGAAUUUAAAAGACGACCAAAGAAAAAAAAAUAACAAGUAUUCCCCAGAAGACAAAAAUGGG